Molecule: messenger RNA, 1125 nt
Organism: Cyphellophora attinorum
Lineage: Eukaryota; Fungi; Ascomycota; Eurotiomycetes; Chaetothyriales; Cyphellophoraceae
Product: Alpha-ketoglutarate-dependent sulfonate dioxygenase
Exons: 3
Coding region: 1-1125 (374 amino acids)
Cellular component (GO): cytoplasm
Molecular function (GO): 2-oxoglutarate-dependent dioxygenase activity
Source: RefSeq, a predicted model, not a curated record
AUGUCUGUGGCUGCUCAGACUAUCUCAGCUGCUCAGCCCGGCGCACCUGACACUCGCGGGUCAGUCGGUGCAUACAAGGACUUUCAGAUACACAAAAUCAACAAAGACGUUGAGCUGCAUGGGACCGACAAGUUCAAGGCAGCUAGCUUCCCUCACUACCUGCCAACUUGGGAGAAUGAGAAGAAUGUAAAAUACCCUCCCCUCGAGCCCUUCGAGCACGUCGAGCACGGUAAGGACGCGGAUCCGUCUUUUCCCAAUCUGCUUCCACAGGGCACCCAAGUCGAGAACAUCACCUCCUCCAUUGGCGCUGAGGUCUCAGGCAUCCAACUCUCGCAGCUGACAGAUGCCGGCAAGGACGAGCUUGCACUCUUCGUUGCUCAGAAGAAGGUUGUAGCUUUCCGAGACCAGGACUUUGCACAGCUACCCAUCGAGAAGGCGCUGGAUUAUGGACGCUAUUUCGGACGUCUCCACAUCCAUCCAACGUCAGGUGCACCGGAAGGAUACCCAGAAGUGCAUCUCGUGCACCGUGGUGCUGAGGACCAGAGCUUCAAGUCGUUCUUCAAUAACCGAACUAACAGCAUUGCGUGGCAUUCGGAUGUGACAUAUGAGAACCAGCCUCCUGGGACUACAUUCUUGUAUGCCCUGGACGUGCCGGAUGCUGGUGGCGACACGAUCUUUGCCAACCAGGCGAAGGCGUACGAGAGAUUGAGCCCGGCUUUCAGAGAGCGCUUGGAAGGACUGACUGCCUUGCACUCCGGCUAUGAGCAGGCAACCGCUGCCGAAAGCAAGGGCACGUUUGUCAGGAGAGCACCUGUUUCAUCUAUUCAUCCACUCGUCCGCACGCACCCAGCCACUGGCGAGAAGGCGCUGUACGUUAACCCACAGUUCACUCGGUACAUCAUCGGCUUCAAGCAAGAAGAGAGCGACUACCUGCUCAAGUUCUUAUACGACCAUCUGGCGUACUCCCAGGAUCUCCACUGCCGCGUCAAGUGGAAGCCUAACACUGUCGUGGUUUGGGACAACAGAGUCACUGCUCACUCCGCCUUGAUCGAUUGGGAGAAUGGCUCCCGUCGACACAUUGCACGCAUCACCCCUCAAGCUGAGCGACCAGUGGAGACAAAGUAG